GUAGCUAUCAAAUCGUCGGCUGAAUCACUAUGCACACAUUCUCGAAUGUGCGAGACGUUCAGCGUUAUAACCUGAGUUUUUUCGUACCUUUCCUGCACAUGAAUUUAGUAGGAGAUGAACUGUCUUAACUGAAAGGCGAAAUCGAGGCACAGUCGAAGCGUUAUAUACAUUGUUGGCCGAUACUUGGAAUCGAUAACCGGUUGCCGUUGCAACCCCUUCAAAUCAUUCUGUUUUUUCUUUUUCGAAAUUAUUACAGUUAGUGUUGUUUGUGGUUUUUUUUUUUUAAUUUUCGCAUCAUGGCGAUUAGUAAAAAAGAACCGGAUAACGGUGUCGUUGAGUUUCAAUUUUAUCAACCGGAAAACAGGACUAAAUGGGAAGCUUUUCGAAAAGCUAUUUACGAUAAAUCGACUAAUCAGUUCCUGGGAAGAACGCCAAAAAGUUGGGGUCAACUAUUAAUUUUCUACUCGAUUUUUUACAUCGUAUUAGCAGCGUUAUUUGCAGUAUGUAUGCAAGGUCUUUUUGCCACUUUAGAUGAUAGACAACCUAGAUGGAAAUUGGGUGAAAGUCUCAUAGGAGAAAAUCCUGGUUUGGGAUUUAGACCAAUAUCUGAUAAAACCGAAGAAGGAUCUCUAAUAUGGUACAAUAUCACCAAUGGCACCACCAUUGACAAGUGGGUGGAUUUAGUUAAUACAUUUUUACAACCUUACAACGCCAACCAAUCAGGUGAAAACUUUGUUUCCUGCAAUUUCGAAAAAGGACCCGGAGAAGAUGAAGUUUGUCGAACGACUUCUAGCACUUUUGGAAACUGUACGCUUGAAAACAACUAUGGGUAUAACUCGUUUUCACCUUGCAUGUUUCUAAAAUUGAAUCGAAUUAUCGACUGGACUCCCGUUUACUACACAUCCACUCAACCUGGUAUGCCCAAAGAGUUGUCAGAUCAUUUGGACAAUCUGAAAGCUGCAGGUAAAUCAGAAACGGAUCGUAUGGUCUGGGUGACUUGUAAUGGUAUCGACGAUAUCGAUAAAGAAAAUAUCAAGGGUUUCAGAUACCAUCCAGCGGGUUUCGCCAGUUACUAUUAUCCGUAUAAAAACAUCAAAAAUUAUUUGAGUCCAAUAGUCGCAGUUGAAAUACUUGACUUGACACCUAACAUCGUGGUUACAAUAGAAUGUCGAGCAUGGGCGGCAAAUAUUCAAUACAGAACCGGUUUGAACAGAGCCGGCUCGGUGAGAUUUGAGAUACAAGUUGACGGAGAAUAUAAAGCAACAACCAAACCACCGACUAUAUCUUCAAUACAACAAAAUAAUUCUACAGUUGUAUCAACAACAACUACUAAAAUUGAAAAUAGUACCGCGUUUACUUCAUCGCCUACUUCCGUGACGGCUCCUUCCUAGAAUUAUUUCAUUAUUUGAAUAGAGGUUUUCAUUAAAAUUUGAGAAUGAGAAAAAAUAUAUUAAUUAGACGAACUAAAAACCCACAUUGAAUUUUAUUUACGACGUUUACUUUAUAUAUGAUGAAUAUAUAUUCGAAAGCUCGGAAAUAUAUUAGAAUUAGUACACUUUGGUGUAAUUUCGCCACAAUCCCACUACGAAAACGCUGAAAUCUCACGUUUUAAUGAAUACCUUCAAAAAAAUACUGAUAAAGUCUGCAAAGUUUCAUUUGGUUGUACCAAGUUAUUGUUCUGGUUGUUUUUAAGUUAUUAUAGAAAUAGUUUUUAUAGAUGUAGUGUUACUUUAUGUUGUGAGUCGCGUUAUUUAUAUUUUUUUUUGUGUGAAAUAUAUAACGUACAUUUGUUGUAACUAUGUCUCUUUAACUCUCAGAUGUACUAGUACGUAAAGUAUCAAAAAUUGAAGAGAUACUCAUGAAGUAAGAUCUAUUUUGAAAUAAAAAAAAACAUAGUGAUUUUUAGCGUUUAUAAUGGUGUCAUAGAAGCAUUUUCUUUCACCACAUUCGCUACCCCUCACUUUGGGUACCUAAAUAAACAAAAGUAGGUACGAAUGAAGCUAAAACUAUACGGGAAAUAAUUAAAAUAUUCUAGCCCAGAAGUUCUCAAACUAUUUUUCUCAAAAAUCACUUUCAAAUUACUUAUUACUCGUUUUAGAGUUGUAGAGCUUCCUGGUGGCGGAUAUGGACCACUUUGGGAAUCACCGCUAUCCAAAUACUGUAUUUCUUUAAACCGUCGAUCCUAUCUUCUUAUAAUUAAAACGUUCAUCGUUGUUUCUUUUAUUAAUUAAUUUCAAAUUUUCUUUUAUUCGGAAAAUCACUGAUCGAUGUAUAUUAUAAGUGAUAGUGAAUCAACUCAAACUUACUUUGCGAGUAUACCCUAUGAAUUUAUCUAGUCUCUCCAAUAUUCUUAUCAAUUGAAAAAUUUUGUAAGCACAGCUGUCAUGUUUGUUUUGUAAGUGUCCUACCAUGACGAAAUAUAUCAGUGCCUUAAUGCAAAUCAUCGUAUAUUUUAUUACAUCACUAUUUUACAAGCAUUAAGUGUAAUAACUAAAAUAUUCCAUAUUUUUGCUACAGUAGAAUCUGAAUUUACCGAAAAGUCAGUCGGUAUUUGUUAAUUUCAUAAUGUACGGUGAGGAUUGUGUAAAAAAAUUAAAUAAUCAAUUUAUUUCAUUAUAAAAUUGGAACGUUCUGUAUAUUUAUACAUUAAACCAAUUAAUUUCGACCCGCUGAUGGAUAUUUAAAUUCUAUUCACCGCAGUACUUUUUAUGAAAUUAAUAAUUAUUGGACGGCAGUUUAGCAACUUCUGAAUCCACCUAUAUAGUGAUGACCCUAAUGAAUAUGAAUAAUUUCCUCCAUCCUCAUGGUUUUUAAAUAUUUCAUACUAUAUCUACGAGGUCCGUUUUUUUUUCAACCUCCGAUUGCUCCGUGCAGACGUUGUAGGCGACUGCGAAGCUCUCGCACUACACACUCCGCCAUUGUUGACAUUCAGGCGUCAGACGGCGUUGUGUUACAGCCACGUAAACAUAUCUGUCAUUAUUGAAGUCUGAAUUGCCAUUCGUCAUAAGUCAUUUCUAUAAGGAAAACUUCAUGAGUGGUGGUGUUGUGCGUUAAUGUCAUUUCAGAUGACCUGGUUCAACGAUUUGACAGAAUGGUUAAAGAAAACUACAAAUUCACCAUUAUUAAUGUAUUUACGGAAUUUCCAGAAGUUUCAAGGUCCCUUUUGUACUCUACUUUAUUGGCGACAAGUUUCUUUGAAGAGGGUAUUAAAAAGCUUGUCCACACUCACAUAUUAUCUUCAGUUGAAUACACUGUCUCUAUGUCCUGCCAUGGACGAAUAAGUCGACUUCUCUUAGUGAUCAAAUGAUCCAGUUUGUUGCUCCCAUCCAACUCCAACUGCCUUCAAUGGCUUUGGUAUGAAAACCUGUCUGAGGGGAUUCACAAUCUUGUGCCGCUUCAUAUAUAACUCGUCAAAAUGGUGCAUCGGGGUCGUCUCCUAGCAAAAGGAACGCUACUUCCAAAGGGGAGUAAUUUAUUUCACUAUCAUUCGCAAGUAAAUAGACAAUUCUAACCUAUCAUUUUUAUUGAAACAGUAUUUAAAGGGAUUGUAGUAAUGAAUGAUUGGACUGCUGGAAGAACUAGAAGAAGCCAAAGUUAUCGUCUUCAGAGACUGAAGGUAAACAAUGUAAUUGUGAGUGUUGAUGCCAUAAAUGUUGAAAUGAAAUGAUUUCAUUUAGUUAUUGGCAGCAUUGAAGUUAAUUUUUAUACUGAUAGUUAAUGUAGGUAAUAAUUAUUGUUUGGUUAGGUUAGGUUUCCCAACUAUCAGUGAGUCGAUACAUUGACAAAAUUAUUGAGGUAUACAAUAGACAGGAAAUAAUGGAUGCGCCCAUAAAAUCCCCCCAAAUAAUUUCAAAAGAAAGUAGGGAAAAAAUUACUUAUGAUUUAUUCUCAGUUGAAUAUGAAUUUGAAAUUUUUGAGGUUCUUUUUAAAAUAUGAUGUACCUGGGCUAAUUGGAGGCAUUGAUUGAAUUCAUGUUGCUUUAUUUCACAGCUCAUAAAGUGCUACUAAUCACUCCCUUUGGUGAUCGCUCGUUUGUGAGAGGUGUGAGUUGAGAAUACCGGCCCCGAUCUGGGUCCAAGAGAGCCCACAUAGAACCAUAUUUUAACCAUUAAACUAAUGUGGAGCCAAUGAGGCAUACAUAUGGACUUGUUAGAGGUCAAAAGACAUCACUAUAUAGAUGGCGCCUCUAGAUUUAGAAAUUACGUUGCCACAAUGAUACAAUUACUGAAAUAUUUGUGAUAAUAUUUCUUCUACAUUUACUAUUUAUAUGAACAAAUUGUACUCUGUAAUACAUUAAAAACGUACUUAAUCUAUA
This is a messenger RNA of Diorhabda sublineata, 4315 nucleotides long. Its product is annotated as sodium/potassium-transporting ATPase subunit beta-1-like. The coding region runs from base 297 to 1391 and encodes 364 amino acids. Gene Ontology annotation, cellular component: sodium:potassium-exchanging ATPase complex. The record is from RefSeq and is a predicted model, not a curated record. Lineage: Eukaryota; Metazoa; Arthropoda; Insecta; Coleoptera; Chrysomelidae. Gene Ontology annotation, biological process: sodium ion export across plasma membrane; potassium ion import across plasma membrane; intracellular potassium ion homeostasis. Gene Ontology annotation, molecular function: ATPase activator activity. The transcript is spliced from 6 exons.